Arvicola amphibius (Eurasian water vole) is the source of this 1056-nucleotide messenger RNA. RefSeq names its product geminin coiled-coil domain containing (gene Gmnc). The record is from RefSeq and is a predicted model, not a curated record. The coding region runs from base 1 to 1056 and encodes 351 amino acids. Gene Ontology annotation, cellular component: nucleus. The transcript has 5 exons. Gene Ontology annotation, biological process: negative regulation of cell cycle; negative regulation of DNA replication. NCBI's taxonomy places the organism in Eukaryota, Metazoa, Chordata, Mammalia, Rodentia, Cricetidae.
AUGUGCCUCAAAAGUGUACCUUUUCAACUCUUCACUCGCUGGCAGCAGGGGCCUGCGAACACCAUUCUGCCUUGCCAAGAUCAGUAUUUUGUAGGAGGCCAGAGUUAUAAUUGCCCGUAUUCCACUACAACGUCAGAAUCUAGUGUUGAUGUUUCCAAGGAGACUUGGGUCUCUUUCUGGGCUGCUGGUCUCCUGGACAACGCUGAGCCCCAACAAGCACCACAGACACAGGAGGCUUCCUGCGACCUCAGUGUCCCUGGUCUGGAUUCGUGUUCAUGGGAAGAGGCUCAGCUUUCCUCUCAGCUCUACAAAAAUAAACAGCUCCAGGAUACUCUACUACAGAAGGAGGAAGAACUCGCUAGGCUACACGAAGAGAACAAUCACCUCAGACAAUACCUGAAUUCUACUUUGGUUAAAUGUCUGGAAGAAAGGGCAAAGAAAUUGCUCUCAUCAGAUGACUUCUCCAAAGUGUGUGGAAAACUCAGAAAAGAGAAGAGGAAACCCAAAGAACACAGACAUCCGCCUGCUGAGAUACCCCAGUCCAAAACUGCCAAGAGAAACCUCUCCACAGAGUUUUCUAACUGUGAAGGACAACCAGGGCCCUGUGUGGACCCCUGGGUUCUUCAAACCCUUGGGUUGAAAGACCUCAACACCAUUGAUGACACCCUUCCAGCUAACUACAGUGCCAUUGCUUCCUAUCCCAGAACAGUCCCCAGUACAUCCUCCCAAUUUCUACAUGACACAGUUGGCUUUGAAACUAUUCCUAGAGAUCUGCACCUUGACCGUGGAGAAAACAGAAUACAUGCCUCCCAUGGCAACACCAUCUAUCAGCAAGACUGGCACUGCUUUCCUAGGCUUUCCAAUCCUCCGGUAGGGGUGCAAACUCUUGCUUUCCACAGUGGAGAUGUGUCACCCAACAAGACAGAAGUGGCCUUUUCCACAUCGCUGAGCCCUCACUGCAACGUGAAAACACACUCUUUCCACCAGGGACAAGCCUUUGUGCGUCGAGAUGAGGAGGGAGGCUGGAAGUUUACCUGGGUCCCCAAGCAGCCUUAG